AUGCGAUUGAUCCUGUCGAUCUUGGCCUUUUCAUUGCCCUGUACCAUCAUCGCACAUUCAACACAUCGUCGUGAGCAUCAGGAGACCUUCUCGAAGGAUCGUCUAGAGGAGCUCCAGAAGAAAUGGGAUACCGACUGGGGGUUUUCUGGCAUCUCAACGUUCGCACAUUUGCCAUAUACUAGGUGCCUAAGUCAUCCCGAGACUUCCUUUGAUAUUGGAAUCAUUGGAGCUCCUUUUGAUACGGCCGUGAGCUAUCGGCCUGGUGCGAGGUUCGGGCCACGCGCGAUUCGAGCUGGUUCAUCUCGCCAAACAUCCUUUCGCGGAUUUAAUCCACGGGCUGGGCUUAACCCGUACACUUCAUGGGCGCGUAUCAUCGAUUGUGGUGACAUUCCAGUAACUCCAUUCGAUAAUGCCUUGGCCCUUCGCCAAAUGAGCGAAGCAUUCAUUGAACUUAGCGAACGGCCUCCGACGCCAGAAUCUCUGGAUUCUUCAUCGACUUACCAGCAUAAGCCCAAGCUGCUUACCCUAGGCGGGGACCACAGCAUUGCUCUGCCAGCUCUCCGAGCUCUCAAGAAGAUUUACAAUCAGCCAAUUGCUGUGGUGCAUUUCGAUGCACAUUUGGACACUUGGCACCCAGCCAAAUAUCCUUCGGCCUGGAUUGACCCCGACGACGAGUCCACUCCGUCCUUCUUCAACCACGGUAGCAUGUUCUGGAUUGCUGCUACUGAGGGACUGAUUGCCAACUCCUCAUCUGUUCACGCAGGUCUUCGCACCCGUUUGUCGGGGGACGAUGAAGCUGACUACACUGAUGAUUCACAACAAGGCUGGGUACGUAUUACCACGGAUGAUAUUGAUGACAUCGGCGUCAAGGGCGUCAUUUCGAAAAUCCUGGACUCGGUAGGAACUGAAGUCCCCGUCUACCUUAGCAUCGAUAUCGAUGUUAUUGAUCCUGGUCUCGCUCCAGGGACUGGAACGCCUGAGCCGGGUGGAUGGACUACGCGGGAGUUGAUUAGGAUUCUUCGAGGCAUCGAGAGCCUCAAUGUGAUAGGCGCCGACAUUGUCGAAGUCAGUCCUGCAUAUGACGGAGGCACAGAAGCUACUGCAAUGGCAGCUGCUCAGAUUGGAUUUGAAAUCUUGACUAGUAUUGUUCGACGUGGACUGAUGGACCAAGCAAAGAUUUCAGAAGUUGGAGACGAAAAGCGUCCAAAAGACGAACUCUGA
Mytilinidion resinicola is the source of this 1221-nucleotide messenger RNA. RefSeq names its product Arginase/deacetylase. NCBI's taxonomy places the organism in Eukaryota, Fungi, Ascomycota, Dothideomycetes, Mytilinidiales, Mytilinidiaceae. The record is from RefSeq and is a predicted model, not a curated record. The coding region runs from base 1 to 1221 and encodes 406 amino acids. The transcript is spliced from 3 exons. Gene Ontology annotation, molecular function: metal ion binding; agmatinase activity.